Messenger RNA from Perognathus longimembris pacificus (Pacific pocket mouse), 4193 nucleotides. It is a transcript of the gene Prdm11, whose product is annotated as PR/SET domain 11. Gene Ontology annotation, cellular component: nucleus. NCBI's taxonomy places the organism in Eukaryota, Metazoa, Chordata, Mammalia, Rodentia, Heteromyidae. Gene Ontology annotation, biological process: regulation of transcription by RNA polymerase II. The record is from RefSeq and is a predicted model, not a curated record. Gene Ontology annotation, molecular function: DNA-binding transcription factor activity, RNA polymerase II-specific; RNA polymerase II cis-regulatory region sequence-specific DNA binding; protein binding. The coding region runs from base 140 to 3826 and encodes 1228 amino acids. The transcript has 8 exons.
GGCGCCCCGGUCCCUUGGUGCUGGACCUGUGGGACAAGCCCUGACCCCCACCCAGAGACUUCUUGAAGGGGUCUGGGUUGAGGAAGGCGUGCAGGGGAACCACAUCUGAAACCUGAACUUGGAUGUGAGGCUGUUCCCAAUGACUCCCUCAGGAAUGGUCGGCGUGACCUUGGGCAAGUCACUGGACAGCUUCUGGCCCCAUGUUCUUGCCUUGGUGGCCCCUUCACGGGUGGCUAGGGAUCAUCCCUGCGGGCUAGGAGCUCGGCGCUUCGCGAGCGCGGAGCCCGGGGACAGAAUGACCGAGAACAUGAAGGAGUGCUUGGCCCACACCAAGGCGGCUGUAGGGGACAUGGUGACGGUGGUGAAGACAGAGGUCUGCUCACCACUCCGGGACCAGGAGUAUGGCCAGCCCUGCUCUAGGAGACCCGAACCCUCAUCCAUGGAAAUUGAGCCCAAGAAACUGAAGGGAAAACGUGACCUCAUCAUGACCAAAAGCUUCCAACAAGUGGACUUCUGGUUCUGCGAGUCCUGCCAGGAGUACUUUGUGGAUGAAUGCCCGAACCAUGGCCCCCCUGUGUUUGUGUCUGACACACCAGUGCCCGUGGGCAUCCCAGACCGGGCAGCCCUCACCAUCCCACAGGGUAUGGAGGUGGUGAAGGACUCCAGCGGGGAGAGUGACGUGCGCUGCAUAAAUGAGGUCAUCCCCAAGGGCCACAUCUUUGGCCCCUACGAGGGCCAGCUCUCCACCCAGGACCGAUCAGCUGGCUUCUCCUGGCUGAUUGUGGACAAGAACAAUCGCUACAAGUCCAUAGAUGGCUCCGAUGACACCAAGGCCAACUGGAUGAGGUACGUGGUCAUCUCUCGGGAGGAGAGGGAGCAGAACCUCCUGGCAUUCCAGCACAGCGAGCGCAUCUACUUCCGAGCAUGCAGGGACAUCAGACCUGGGGAGCGACUGCGGGUGUGGUACAGUGAGGACUACAUGAAGCGACUACACAGCAUGUCCCAGGAAACCAUCCACCGCAACCUGGCCAGAGGAGAGAAGAGGUCGCAGAGGGAGAGGUGUGAACAGACUCUGGAUAGCCCUGAAGACCUGAGAGGUCCCAUUCACAUCCCUGUGUUGAGACAGGGCAAAAGGCCCUACAAGCGUGGUUUUGACGAGGGGGACGUGCACCCCCAGGCCAAGAAGAAGAAAAUCGACCUCAUUUUCAAGGAUGUAUUGGAGGCAUCCCUGGAAUCUUCGAAGGUAGAAACCCACCAGCUGGCCCUGAGUACCUCUUUGGUCAUCAGGAAAGUCCCCAAGUACCAGGAUGAUGCCUACAGCCCAUGCACUGCGCCCAUGGUUCAUGGUGGGCAGAACGUCAGUCGGAUCCAGGGGGAGGGAGACUGGAAGAUUCCCCAAGGCGUGGCCAAGGAGCCAGGCCCAUUGGAGGAUGAAGAAGAAGAGCCUUCAUCUUUUAAAGCUGACAGUCCUGUGGAGGCCUCUCUUGCUUCAGACCCUUAUGAGCUACCCACCACCUCCUUUUGCCCCAACUGUAUCCGCCUGAAGAAGAAGGUCCGGGAACUGCAGGCAGAACUAGACAUGCUUAAGUCAGGGAAGCUGCCUGAUCCCCCUGUUCUGCCACCGCAGGUACUGGAGCUCCCCGAGUUCUCAGACCCUGCAGCCUCAGAGAGCAUGGUCUCCGGCCCCGCCAUCAUGGAAGAUGAUGACCAGGAAGUUGACUCAGCAGACGAGUCUGUCUCCAAUGACAUGAUGACCGCGGCCGAUGAGCCCUCCAAGAUGUCCUCCGCCACUGGGCGCCGGAUCCGACGCUUCAAGCAAGAGUGGCUGAAGAAGUUCUGGUUCCUGCGCUACUCCCCGACCCUCAAUGAGAUGUGGUGCCACGUCUGCCGCCAGUACACGGUGCAGUCCUCCCGCACGUCCGCCUUCAUCAUCGGCUCCAAGCAGUUCAAGAUCCACACCAUCAAGCUGCACAGCCAGAGCAACCUGCACAAGAAGUGCCUGCAGCUAUACAAGCUGCGCAUGCACCCCGAGAAGACGGAGGAAAUGUGUCGCAACAUGACCCUGCUCUUCAAUACAGCCUACCAUCUGGCCCUCGAGGGCAGACCCUACCUGGACUUCCGGCCUCUAGCGGAGCUGCUGCGGAAGUGUGAGCUCAAGGUGGUAGACCAGUACAUGAAUGAGGGGGACUGCCAGAUUCUCAUUCACCACAUCGCCAGGGCACUCCGCGAGGACCUGGUGGAGCGGAUCCGCCAGUCCCCAUGCCUCAGCAUCAUCCUGGAUGGGCAGAGUGAUGACCUGCUGGCCGACACUGUGGCCGUCUACGUGCAGUAUACCAGCAGUGAUGGGCCCCCAGCCACCGAGUUCCUGUCUUUGCAGGAGCUGGGUUUCUCAAGCACCGAAAGUUAUCUCCAGGCUCUUGACCGAGCCUUCGCUGCCCUGGGCAUCCGUUUGCAAGACGAGAAACCGACCGUUGGUCUGGGUGUGGACGGGGCCAACAUCACGGCCAGCCUGCGUGCCAGCAUGUUCAUGACCAUCCGCAAGACGCUGCCCUGGCUCCUGUGCCUGCCCUUCAUGGUGCACCGGCCUCACCUGGAGAUCCUGGAUGCCAUCAGUGGGAAGGAGUUGCCCUGCCUGGAGGAGCUGGAGAACAACUUGAAGCAGCUGCUGAGUUUCUACCGCUACUCGCCACGCCUCCUGUGCGAGCUGCGCUCCACGGCCUCUACCCUGUGCGAGGAGACCGAGUUCCUGGGGGAUAUUCGUGCAGUGAAGUGGAUCAUCGGGGAGCAGAAUGUGCUCAACGCCCUCAUCAAGGAUUACCUGGAGGUGGUGGCCCACCUGAAGGAUGUCAGCAGCCAGACGCAGCGGGCGGAUGCCUCUGCCAUUGCUCUGGCCUUGUUGCAGUUCCUCAUGGAUUACCAGUCCAUGAAGCUCAUCUACUUCCUCCUGGAUGUGAUCGCCGUGCUCUCGCGCCUGGCCUACAUCUUCCAAGGUGAGUACCUCCUCGUGUCCCAGGUGGAUGAUAAGAUCGAGGAGGCCAUUCAGGAGAUCAGCCGGCUCGCCGACUCCCCUGGGGAGUAUCUACAGGAGUUUGAAGAGAACUUCCGGGAGAGCUUCAACGGGAUCGCCAUGAAGAACCUCAGGGUGGCCGAGGCCAAGUUCCAGUCCAUCAGGGAGAAGAUCUGCCAAAAGACCCAAGUCAUCCUGGCCCAGAGGUUCGAUUCCCGCAGCCGUAUCUUUGUGAAGGCCUGCCAGGUCUUUGACCUGGCCGCAUGGCCCAGGAGUAGCGAGGAGCUCGUGAGCUUUGGCAAGGAAGACAUGGUGCAGAUAUUUAACCACCUGGAAGCCAUCCCCACCUUCUCCCGGGACGUGUGCAGGGAAGGGCUGGACCCCAGGGGCAGCCUGCUGAUGGAGUGGAGAGAGCUCAAGGCCGAUUACUAUACCAAAAACGGCUUCAAAGACCUCAUCAGCCACAUCUGCAAGUACAAGCAGAGGUUCCCGCUCCUGAACAAGAUCAUUCAGGUCCUUAAAGUCCUCCCCACUUCCACAGCCUGCUGCGAGAAAGGCCGCAACGCCCUCCAGAGGGUACGCAAGAACCACCGCUCCCGCCUGACGCUGGAGCAGCUCAGCGACCUGCUGACCAUUGCCGUGAAUGGACCGCCGAUCGCCAACUUCGACGCCAAGCGAGCCCUGGACAGCUGGUUCGAGGAAAAGUCUGGCAACAGCUACGCCCUGUCAGCCGAGGUCCUCAGUCGAAUGUCAGCACUUGAGCAGAAGCCAGUGCUGCAGAACGUGGACCAUGGGGCUGAAUUCUACCCGGACAUGUAAGAAGCGCCUGCUGCAGAGGUCACUAAGCUGUUGAAUAUUUUUUUUAAUCUAGACUCAUAGGCUUUGAUAUAUUAUAUAAGUAUAUAUUAAUUAUAUUAUAUUAUAUAUAUAUAUAAACUCACACUGAAAUUUAAAAACAAAACAAAGUUGUCCACCGGAAGCUUCUGGAAGCUUUCAGAAAGGAAUAAUGUUGGAAACUGACUCUUGUCUACAUUUGGCAGCUUCAAAAUGACCAGGCAACUCGUUUUUUCACUCACAGGAGCGCGUGUGGGAGUCACUCACGUUCCUGCCUAACCAUCCAUCAACCGCAUAAGCUAAAAUGAUGGCUCUCAGCCAUCACCUCUAGGUAGCUCAUGUUGUUUAUGUU